GAGCUAUCGUCCCAAAAGCUCAACUACAUUCUUGGGGUUCCGCUCGUCCGUCCACCUCCUCCUCGCAGGGCCGCACCCGCCGUCCCAUCUCUCGACCCCGACAGCAAACGUCUCGACAUGGCGGCUCGAGACGAGGCACAGCCUUCAUCGUUCAUUUCACGUCUGCCGUUCUUUGGCGGGCGCAAGACAAAUUCCCCGCCCAGGGACUCCAACGAAUCCGAAACUGACGAACCGCCGUCCAAUGCGCCGCCCAAAUGGAGCUUUGGCGUGCUGAAUGACAAGAAGACAAUCGAAGUUCCAGGCUCCGUACUGCUUCUUGCGGACCACAAAAACGAGCCGCUGGGUCUCCGCAAUGCGCCGGCGCGGACGUCCCACUCUUCCUUUCCAACAAGCAAUUUUCCCGAGCCACAUCCUCCGGCCGACGUAAAAAAGAAGACCACCGACGGCAAGAUCAUCCUCGAACCCCAGCCCGAGGAUGCGCCCAACGACCCGCUCAACUGGCCGAAGUGGCGUCGCGACGCCGCCCUGCUCUCCAUCGGCCUGUACUGUAUGGUCGGCGGCGGUCAGACGUCAGUUCUGGCCGCGGGCUUUACCGAUAUCGCCAGGGAUUACGGCGUCCCCGUACACUCGGUUUCCCUGACGGUAGGCCUCUACAUGAUGGGUAUGGGUCUCGGGUCUGUUUUCGCGUCGCCUACGGCUAUUUUAUACGGCAAGAGGCCCGUUUACCUCGCGAGCGCCAUACUUUUCAUCGUUACUUCUGUCUGGUGCGCGCUAUCUCCUAGCUUCCCUUCCCUUGUGGUGGCAAGGAUUUUCCAGGGCGUCGCCGUCAGCCCGGUCGAAUGUUUGCCCUCUGCGACGGUCGCCGAAAUCUUCUUCCUCCACGAAAGGGCCUACCGACUUGGUAUCUAUACACUGCUGCUGCUAGGCGGCAAGAACCUGAUCCCACUGGUCAGUGCUGCCAUUAUCCAAUCGCUCUCGUGGCGCUGGGUGUUUUGGGUUGUUACUUUCGUCGUCGCCUUCUGCGGUGUCCUGCUCUUCCUCUUCGUCCCUGAGACGUUUUGGGAGCGGGUGCCGCAUCCCAAGCCCAAGACCCCCUCCAGGCCGGGCCUGUUCAAGCGUAUAUCAUCGAGAUAUGUUCACCAGCACGUUCAACGCGCGGAGCGUCCCGCUACUGCGCACGCAGCCCCCACGGCCGCGGAAUCUGAGGCCACAACCCCCGACAAGCGCCACGACCACCACGUCAUGUUUGCGGAAUCUACCGAGGCGAGCAACAACGGCAACAGCGCCGAGGCCUCGCCCGAAGCGAAAGCUGACGACCAGCAGCCCGAGUACACCCACAAGUCUGAGGCUUCGGAGCCUGCCAGCUCAGAGGACGAGAAGAAGCAGCAGCAGCAGAAGCCGGCUGUUCCAGCCCUCGACACGAUAAAUUUGGACCGGGGGGAAACCAACCAGAUCCCGGUCUCGGCCAACCCAAGGCUUGAGAGCAACACCAAGGCCUCGCCCGUGGUCGGCCGCAAUGUGUUUUCCCCCAUGGACCCCGUAAAACGGCAGCAGCAAGACAAGGCGGCGACCAAUGUAUACUCGAACCACUGGCGCGAGCGCGAAGCCAAGUCCUUCGUCCAGCAGCUCCGCCCAUGGCACGGCCGGCUCAACAACGACCGGUGGCUCAAGGUCGCAUUCCGACCUUUUGUUCUCUUCAGCUACCCGGCCGUGCUUUGGUCCUCGGCCAUGUACGCCUGCUCGGUCGGCUGGCUGAUCGUCGUGUCCGAGGCGGUGGCCGUCAUUUACCGUGAAAAGUAUUACAACUUUGACGCCCUCGGCGUCGGCCUGGUCUACCUCUCGCCCUUUAUCGGUGGCGUGUUGGGCACGGCGGUUGCCGGCAAGGUCUCGGACAUUUUCGUCAAGGCCAUGUCCCGGCGCAACGGCGGCCUGUACGAGCCCGAGUUCCGCCUCAUCAUGGCCCUGCCGAUCGGCAUCACGACCGUCAUGGGACUGAUGGGCUUCGGCUGGAGCGCAGAGCAACGCGACAACUGGAUCGUGCCGACCGUCUUCUUCGGCAUCAUCAGCUUCGGCUGCUGCCUGGGGAGCACAACGUCCAUCACCUUCUGCGUCGACAGCUACCGACAGUACGCGGGUGAGGCGCUCGUCACGCUCAACUUUGCAAAGAACAUCUUGCACGGACUUGUUUUCAGUUUGUUUGUCACCGAGUGGCUGGAGCAGGACGGCUCCAAGUCCGUCUUCAUCUGGCUGGGCGUCAUCCAGCUCGUGGUGGUGGCGUUUGCCGCGCCGCUGUUUGUGUAUGGCAAGAGGUGCCGCAUGUGGACGGUGCGGAACAACUUUAUGGAGAAGUUUUGAAAGCGACAACGUAUAUACGGAUGUAGUGCGCUUGAAACAGGGUCACAGGUCAUCGCAGGGAACGAGCUGACCCAGGCGCUGGAGCAGAGCUCCCCUCACAUUCUACGGAUGAGCCGACACUUGUUGGAAUCCGAGGACUAGCCCAGGAUCCACCACAUCUACCGCAGAACCUACGGAGACAGUGAUGUCAGUCAGCUGAUAGAAUGGCAACAAUGUUUGCCGACUUCGCAGAGGCUCGCUGUCAGUACGGGAAACGAAGGCACAGCUAAGCCAGGAUCACCGACAACGAUGACAUUGAGGGUCAUCGGCUCCAGUACAUGUUCACCAGUAACGGAACUGAAAUGGUCGCCUAUUGUCAAGUUAGAUUCCUCCAUGUUCCUGGUCCUAGAGCAUUUCAUCAUAAGGUUUUGGUAGGGAAGGAAUCCAUGUACAAUAUUAGCUCCAGAAUUAUGGAGCAUGAUAGAUACCCAGAGAUACCUUGGGACGGCAUUUUGCAUGGGGUGGUUUUUUUGAGCGAUUUUUAUUUUAUUUUAUUUUUCAGCGCAAGCGUGGUUCGACUAAACAUGCCCGC
Pyricularia grisea is the source of this 2926-nucleotide messenger RNA. RefSeq lists its product as uncharacterized. The record is from RefSeq and is a predicted model, not a curated record. Gene Ontology annotation, biological process: transmembrane transport. The transcript is spliced from 3 exons. Bases 118 to 2355 code for a protein of 745 amino acids. NCBI's taxonomy places the organism in Eukaryota, Fungi, Ascomycota, Sordariomycetes, Magnaporthales, Pyriculariaceae. Gene Ontology annotation, molecular function: transmembrane transporter activity.